AUGCGCGUAAAAUCUUUGAUAAAUAAUGCUAAGGCAGGUGUUCCCUUGAAUUUCUCUGGAACAGCCUCUAGCUCAAAUGUGGCUGCAAGCAAUUCCUUACCUUCCAUGUUUCCAGCUGGCAGUGCACCUCCACUUUCACCAAGAAGUUCAUCUGGUUCUCCUCGUGUCUUGAAACAAAGGGCAGGUCCUUCUGCAUUAGGUUCUUCUCUAAAAUUAGUGAGUGAGCCAGUUAAAGAGUUGAUACCUCAGUUCUACUUCCAAAAUGGCUGUCCACCUCCAAAUGAACUAAAAGAACGAUGUGUGUUUAGGAUCACUCAGUUUUUUUACGGUCACAAGGAUGGGCUACAAUUACAAGAAUUUAAACCAGUUACAAAGGAAAUUUGCAAGCUGCCAUCGUUCUUCUCUACUGUUCUUUUUAGAAAGAUUGACGUUGAUUGCCUUGGCAUUGUAACCAGGUAUAGAGAUGAAUCUGUUGCUCCUUUUGGCAUCAGUUAG
Ilex paraguariensis (yerba mate) is the source of this 495-nucleotide messenger RNA. Lineage: Eukaryota; Viridiplantae; Streptophyta; Magnoliopsida; Aquifoliales; Aquifoliaceae. The record is from the annotation of a GenBank genome assembly.